Messenger RNA from Coprinopsis cinerea okayama7#130, 2880 nucleotides. Its product is annotated as BSP2p. Gene Ontology annotation, molecular function: protein binding. Gene Ontology annotation, cellular component: GID complex. Bases 1 to 2880 code for a protein of 959 amino acids. The record is from RefSeq and is a predicted model, not a curated record. Gene Ontology annotation, biological process: proteasome-mediated ubiquitin-dependent protein catabolic process. The transcript is spliced from 11 exons. NCBI's taxonomy places the organism in Eukaryota, Fungi, Basidiomycota, Agaricomycetes, Agaricales, Psathyrellaceae.
AUGCGUAUAGAGGCUGCACAUAUCGUGGCUUCAUUGGCAUAUGGUUCUGAUGCAACUCUGGGGGCUCUGUUGCGAAACGAUGCUCCCCGCGCACUCCUGUUCGCAAUCUCCAACUUCAAACCUCAGGAUCCGAUUACAUUGCGGUCGGCAUUUGCGCGAGCUCUGAAGACUAUCUGCGCAUCACUGGCAGACAUCGUGGGCCCACCGUUGUACGGUAUUCCUCCGGACGAGAAGAGUGAAAUCUUAGCUGAAGCGAAAGAAGCUCUGGCCAGAAUUUUCUCGGCAGUCGGACUCUCUGGAUGCGUUCCUCCCCCUGUUACCUCUCGCACCAUUGACGUCUCCCCCAAUCCACAACGCCGCUAUCUCGACUUCUAUAGCCCAGCUCAUCGCUACGUCUACAAGGCGGAGGGCGAUGAUGAUAGCGCCGGGGCCUCGACGUCCAAGUCCACCCCGAAGAAGAACCGAGGUUGGGAGAAGACCGCUGUUACAAGCGGGGCAGCGUCAGGCCCUGGAAUCAUCGUGGACCCGGUCGUCGCAGCUACUGGUGGGUGGGCAGUGAGGGCCCUCGUGGGGUUGCUAUCUGCCAAAGAAACCAAGUUGCAGGAAGCUGCUUUGGAAGCGCUAGGUGCCCUGGCGAGGGACACUACCGUAGUCGCCAUGACCUUGGUCAAGCAACCCCACCCUGAUGCUCCUGCACCUAUAUCGCUCGUGCACGGGCUCACAAAGGCCAAAAAUGUUGAUGUCCAGCUGGCGGCUUGUGUUUGUGCGACCAGAAUCAUCAGGGCAUGUGGCAUGUCAGCGACCUAUUACCUUACUCCUGUUGACGACGCCUGCAUCCGGAAUGUCAUCAGCAUCGUGAAUAGGAUACUUGGAUCGCAGGUCGAACCUGUUCACAUUGUCAUCAAGACUUGCUUCGUUUUAUAUUUCUUGAUUACCGAUGACCGCAAAUUGUCUCAAUUGGCCUAUGAUCGAGGGUGCCUGGAGAAAUUGGCUCGGAUUUUGAAGGACAUCACUCCUUCCGAAGCCAAGGAAGGCUGGGACGAAAGUGAAGCUGAGAGUGUCUCCAAGCUACGUGAGGCUGUACUAACGGCACUUGCCACGCUUGCCCUUUUCAACACCGACGUGCGGCGGAGUAUAUCCGAUACGCACGAAUUGCUGCCUCGUAUCAGCGUAUCGUUAACCUGCAAGUACACCGGUGUGAGAUACGCAGCCUGCCAAGCGGUUAGGAUGCUUGCAAGGGCGGUCUCCGUCCUGAGGACAAAUAUUGUGGAUAGCGGCUUAGGCAUGGCCGUCUUCGAGGUUUUCAAGCGUGGGGUCGGAGGACCUGGCGGGGAUAAGGAGAAGCAGGUUGCUGGCGGAGACCCACCCGCGAAAGAAGAUAGGAGGGUCGUGGAAGCGGCACUGAAGGCGAUAUGCAACAUCGUCGUCGAGUUUUCCCCUCUACGGCCGAUAUUCUUAGAUCAAGGUGUCAUGCCUCGAUUGAUGCAACUAAUCCAUGCAGGAGAUGGGCGUGCAUCUGACGAAUAUGCGAACAGCCUGAGACUGAACGCGAUGUGGGCGGUGAAAAACCUACUGUGGAAGUCGACCACCGAAACCAAGAGGGAUGUCAUGAACCAAUUUGGUUGGCGAGUUUUGUUCGACUUCCUACACGAUCCAUCAGAAGAAAUUCAAGAGCAGGCCUAUCACAUUGUUCGAAAUAUUGCCGAGAACGAGGAAGGCAUAUCCUUGGUGUUCCGCGAGCUCUGCCCCCUUCCCGCGUCGUCAUCCACGACAUCCGGUCUCACCCCAUCGUCGAUGCUCGAUUCUAUAGCAUCGCUAUUGCUGACGCCUACGUCUUCGCAAUCUGUCGUCGCCCAAGCCACCUACGUCCUCGCUAACCUCGCCAACGGCCAAGCUCGAGAGACUUCAGCGAUCCUACACCAUCCGCGUUUAUUGGAAGCCCUUCGGACGGUCAUCGCGGAACGAGGAAGUGAAGUGAGGAGGCCGGCGGUCAGCUGUAUACUGCAGCUUGUGAUGGAGCGGGAGGGUGCGAGGGAGAGGAGGCGAAUGAUGGUUAACCGCGGUGUUGGGGAAACGUUGAAGCGUGUAUGCGAGUGGGCACCAAUGUCAUUGUCCUCGGCACCGGGAGGCAGUGGUGGAAGGCGGAUGAGCCAUGGCUCGGGAAUGGGUAGUCCUGUUGUCGGCGGAUACUUGCAUCUCAGCGAUCGAACUGGUGGACCAGGGACGAGUCCGACGCAGACGAGGAGUAUGAAUCUCGGGCACCAGAGGACCGCGACUGGCACGUUCACGGUUGGUAGCCCUAGCCUUGUCCCAGCGAGUCCCACAGGAGUCCCUACCACGCCCGCCAGUUCGGGAGCCCCGCCCUACCAUAUUCACCCGCACUCGUACUACCACUCCCAUCACCAUCCGAACCCCCAUCACGCCCAUGCCUUUACCAGUGCUGCUGGAUCUGGGGGGAUUUCGGCGUCAGUGCCCUCAGGCGGGAUGGCUCAUAUGGUUGGAGCUUUAGGCUCUGGGUUGUCGUCUGCUACUCCACCUCCCGUCCCUGGGUAUGGACCUUAUCCGGGAUUGUCGAUGGGGCCAGGGGGCAUGGUGUAUACCCCGACAAUGUAUUCUGGACCUGGGCCGGUGGCUGGUCGAGGAUACGGCUCGAUGGGUGUACCGAUUGUCUCUCCUAGCUUGGGUAGUGCCGUCGCGGAUGUUGGGGCACCACCUGGUACACCGAUCGGUGUUGCCUCUGGUGUAACUGGUGGCUCAGGGAUUGGAUCGAUUGGGCCGCAUGCCCCUUUGCACCCUGCAAUCGAUGUGGACAAGGAAGUGUACGAUCGGGCAAGGCGAGCGUUGGAUUGGUUGGAGCAUGGGGAAGGUUAUGGUGUUUAG